GGACAGUUGCCUUCUGGGAUAGCGAAACGACGUCGCUGUUAUCGUAGCGUCAACGCCACAUACGGGAAACCAUUCAGCAAUCCCGUUCAAAACGUACUCCUCCAUUUCCUCUAAUUCUCUGAAUUCAAUACUAUUAGGAUUAGGGUUACAGACACAAAUCAAAGAUUUUGCCCAUCAUCAUCCAUAUCCCAUCCCAAACAUGGCAAGCAGAUCCGGCAACCGACAACAGGCUAACGCCGGUGGAGCAGCAAACACAGCAAAACCAGCGAUGAGAAAGCCAGUAUUCAUAAAAGUGGAUCAGUUGAAACCGGGAACAAGUGGUCACAAUCUGACGGUUAAGGUUGUGAGUGCCAACACAGUACUCAGCAAGAAACCUAGGAAUCCAUCAUCAUCGUUGCGUGUGCCAGCACGACCCCAACAGAACACCCGCAUCUCCGAAUGUCUUGUUGGAGAUGAAUCUGGAUCCAUCCUUUUCACUGCUCGUAACGAUCAAG
This is a messenger RNA of Nicotiana tabacum (common tobacco), 494 nucleotides long. The record is from RefSeq and is a predicted model, not a curated record. Lineage: Eukaryota; Viridiplantae; Streptophyta; Magnoliopsida; Solanales; Solanaceae.